Phytophthora sojae is the source of this 1005-nucleotide messenger RNA. RefSeq lists its product as hypothetical. Bases 1 to 1005 code for a protein of 334 amino acids. NCBI's taxonomy places the organism in Eukaryota, Oomycota, Peronosporomycetes, Peronosporales, Peronosporaceae. The transcript has a single exon. The record is from RefSeq and is a predicted model, not a curated record.
AUGAAAGUGAGCAGCUUCCACGCUCUUCUCCUCGCCGCGGCCUGCUUGAGCGCUCAAGCCACCGCCGACUUCAAGGUCACCCCCGGUGCUACCAUCAAGGCGGCUACCUCGAAGAACGUCAACUUUGUCAAGCAAUGGACCCUGAAGGCCAGCGCCACCACCAAAACGAUCGACUCGAUUGACCUGAGCCUCGCCGGCAACGCUUACAUCAGCUACGUGAGCAAUCUCCCCACCGGCGUGAUUGGCUACGUGAACGUGUCGGGCGACUCGCGCGCUGUCGUCAACGCUGUGACUGUGAGCAAGGAUGUCGACAACGACCUGGACAACGACAAUGACCUCGACGAUUUGUUCGACAGCGACAACGACAAGGGAGGAGAGCUCAACGUUUGGCUCGGCAACAAGGCCACGAGCGGCUACCUGCUUACCGAGAUCUUUUUGGCCUCCCCGGACGCCGUGACGGACGUCAAGAGCCAGCGUUCGGCCAGCGUCGUUAUUGAGGACGGUGUGCUCGUGACGGAAGGCAAGCGCGCGAAGCUGCAGAUUGACGCGACCGGCUCGAGUGCCGUGUACGUCUCGGCCCCUGAGACCGCUGUGAACGUGCGCCAGCUAAGCUUGGAGACGACGGGCUCCGCUAAGAUUGAGUACAGCGUUGAGAGCAUCAACGCUCGCUCUGAGUUCCAGUUGGACGCGCAGGGCUCUUCGAGCAUUACUGUGCUGUCCUCGGCCGUGAAGACCCGUCAGCUUGAGCUGGACGCCGUGAAAUCGAGCAAGAUCUGCAUUAACGCGGCAGAAGUGGGGGCGACGUGGCGCGACAUCCAGGGAAAGAACAAGAUCUCCAUGUCCCCCGACGCGGCCAAGAAGCACGGUACUACGGGCACCUUCGCCUGCAAGGAAUCCAAGCUCCCGGUGCGCCAGGCGGCUCUGAUUACGGGCCCGACCUCCGUUGAUAUCGACGACCUCGACGAUGACCUUGACAACGACCUGAACGAUUCCACCGAGGACUAA